Molecule: messenger RNA, 2205 nt
Organism: Saprolegnia diclina VS20
Lineage: Eukaryota; Oomycota; Saprolegniomycetes; Saprolegniales; Saprolegniaceae
Product: AGC/PKG protein kinase
Exons: 7
Coding region: 36-2141 (701 amino acids)
Biological process (GO): signal transduction; peptidyl-serine phosphorylation
Cellular component (GO): cAMP-dependent protein kinase complex
Molecular function (GO): cAMP-dependent protein kinase activity; ATP binding; cGMP-dependent protein kinase activity
Source: RefSeq, a predicted model, not a curated record
GGCCAACGAGAAAGUACAACAACGCCCGAGGCGAGAUGGGGGGCGGCUCUUCGACGCAGCAGCGCCAGAUGCUGCAGCUUCAGGAAGCACUGCAGGCCAAGGAAGCCGAGGUCGCCAAGCUGCGCGAGCUCACCAAGGAGCUUGACGCCGCCAAGGCCGCCAAGGAAAGCGAAGUCGGACGAGCUGUGCGGACCUCAGUCUCCAACACCGUGUCCAUUGACGCGACAAGGUCCCAGAAGAGCCACAAGUCGUUUGCGAUCGUGGCAUUGCCCAAGCCCGCAGACGCGUCUCCCAUGAAGCGGCGCGUCGAAGUGAGUGCCGAGAUCAUCAUGACCAAGAAGGUUGCAGGCUUUGAGAAAACGGUGUUUCCCAAGUCGGACGCGUCGCGCGAGCUCAUUCUCAAGGUCAUCCAGCAAAAUAUCCUCUUCAAUGGGCUGUCGCUCGGGGAGCAAAACGACUGCGUCGACGCCUUCAUGUGCGUCGAAAAGCCGCCCGGCGUCGAGGUCAUCACUCAAGGCGAUCAAGGUGACCACUUUUACGUCGUUCAGUCUGGCACACUCGACAUUCUCGUGUCGCUCAAAGGCAACGCGCCCAUCAAAUUUGGUCAAAUGGCGCCUGGCAUGGGCUUUGGCGAGUUGGCGCUUCUCUGCAACACACCGCGCGCAGCGACGAUCAAGUCGACGACGCCUGUUGUGCUCUGGGCGCUUGACCGUCUCGUUUUCCGCAACAUCUGCACGUACCACGAGAGCAUUCGACACGAGAAGGCGUUCCAGUUUCUGCGCCAAGUGUCGGUCUUUGACAAGCUUUCGUCGGCCGAGCUCACGCGCGUGGCAGCGGCGAUGCAGUGGGAAGAGUACUCGCCUGACACGGUGCUAUUGCGCGAAGGCGAAGUCGGCGACUACUUUUACCUCAUCACGUCCGGCGAGGUGUGCGUGAGUAAGCGCAGCGCUGAGACGCAAGACGACGAGGUGCUGCGGUACCUCACCGUCGGCGAGCAUUUUGGCGAAAUGGCGCUCUUCAAGGACGAGACGCGAUCGGCAACGUGCACGAGCACCUCGGCAGUGCAGCUAUUGACGCUUGCACGGGAGCACUUUUGCGCGCUCCUCGGGUCUCUUCAGGAACUUAUGGAGCGCUCCGAGCAACCACAGGCACCGCCGAAAAAGAACUCGCUCGCAGUCGAAAGCCGGUCGUCAAUCAAGUACGCGGUCGACGUCGAACUCGCGGAUCUCGAGAUCAUGCAGACGCUGGGGAGCGGUGCAUUCGGGCGCGUCAAGCUUGUGCAACAUCGCCCGUCGCACCAGACCUUUGCGCUCAAGUGCCUCGUCAAGUCGCAUAUUGUGUCCAACAACCUCAAGGAGCACGUCGUGAAUGAGAAGCGCGUCAUGAUGAUGCUUGACCACCCGUUCAUUCUCAAGCUCCACCACACGUACAAGGACGCUAUGUACGUGUACUUUCUUCUCGAGCUCGCGCUUGGCGGCGAGCUGUUUACGUUUUUGCGCCGGCGCGAAAAGUUUGAUGAGGCCAGUGCGCGUUUCUACAUCGCGUCCGUUGUACUCGCGUUCGAGCACAUGCACACCAAGGCGAUUGCAUACCGCGAUCUCAAGCCCGAGAACCUCAUUCUCGACGCGCGCGGGUUCCUAAAAGUCGUGGACUUUGGUCUUGCGAAAGUCGUGAACGACCGAACGUGGACGCUUUGUGGGACACCAGACUACUUGGCUCCCGAGAUCAUUCUCAAUCGCGGCCACGACAAGGCUGUCGACUAUUGGGCGCUGGGAAUUCUCAUCUACGAGCUCAUUGCUGGCACCGUGCCGUUCUACGCUGACGACCCCAUGCAAGUCUACUCGCUCGUGCUCACGGGCAACAUCAAAUUUCCCGUCACAUUUGGCCGUACGAGCGUCGACCUGAUCCAGAAACUACUGACGCAAAACCCGGUCCGGCGGCUUGGAAACUUGAAACACGGAGUCCACGACAUCAUGAACCACCGGUGGUUCUCGGGAUACGACUGGGACGGUCUCCUAAAGCAACGACUCACGCCGCCGAUCGUGCCGCAGCUCAAGUCCAACGUUGACGCGUCGUACUUUGAGCGAAUAGGCGAAGAGAAUUUUGAAGCCGAGCCCUGUAGUUGGGACCCCGACUUUUAGAGUAGAGAGGCAGAUGUGCGUAGACAGAAAACGAAAUAUAGCUGAAUCAUGUGUUGCGUCGUCC